Salmo salar (Atlantic salmon) is the source of this 2721-nucleotide messenger RNA. RefSeq names its product homeobox protein otx5-A. Lineage: Eukaryota; Metazoa; Chordata; Actinopteri; Salmoniformes; Salmonidae. The record is from RefSeq and is a predicted model, not a curated record. Gene Ontology annotation, cellular component: nucleus. Gene Ontology annotation, molecular function: RNA polymerase II cis-regulatory region sequence-specific DNA binding; DNA-binding transcription factor activity, RNA polymerase II-specific. Gene Ontology annotation, biological process: regulation of transcription by RNA polymerase II; multicellular organism development.
UUUCUUGGUUCGCUCAGUUCCGCGUUCUCACCCAAGCUUAUCGCCACUCACCAGAGGCACGACUUGAUCCUCUUUGCUUCAACAGACUUCAACCGGCUCGACCUCAGUCCAGGGAACGCUAGAUCUGACAAGGGAAGAAUAAGGAAGCAUACAGUCACUUCUUGACGCCGAUGAGCACUUCGAAAGCGCGCGUGGAUUGAAAGGUUUAUCACACUUAAAACUGUGAUCAUACCAUUGGUUAGUGUGUUUAAUUAUUGCUUUCAGGUUACUUUGUAAGUGAAACUGAAAAAAUACACCGGCACCACAAUACCUAUUGAAUAGCUGUGCUUUGAAACAGCUUGAUCAAUAGGUGUGAAGGCAGCAGAACAAGGAGUACCGGCGCCCGGCACCUGCACUCUUCACCGGCGAGCACAGGUUCUACUGUAGCCUCAAAAGUUGGCAACAUACUGCGACAGGGUCACCAACAAAAGAGGAAAACAAAACAAAAAUCAGAUCGACAGAUAUAAAGAAAAACAAGUGACUGAUAGAAAGGGAGAGAGGGAGGGACAUAGAGUGAGAGAGAGAGAGAGAGAGAGAGAGCACCCCCUGGAGAAUAGCAGAAGACCCGGCCCCCGGCCUGAGUGUAAGAGAGAGAGAGGGUGAGGGAGCGUUUUAAAGCCGGCACAGGCAUGAUGUCCUACAUUAAGCAGCCUCAUUACGCCGUGAACGGGUUAACUCUGUCUGGCCCGGGCAUGGAUCUACUACACUCUGCCGUCGGAUACCCAAACAUCCCCAGAAAGCAGCGUCGGGAAAGGACCACGUUUACGCGCGCGCAGUUGGACAUCCUGGAGGCACUGUUUUCCAAGACGCGCUACCCCGACAUCUUCAUGAGAGAAGAAGUGGCCCUUAAGAUCAACCUACCAGAGUCUCGUGUACAGGUAUGGUUUAAGAACCGCCGUGCUAAAUGCCGCCAGCAGGCGCAGCAGAGCACGGGCCAGUCUAAACCUCGUCCACCCAAGAAGAAGGCCUCUCCAGCCCGGGAGGCCAACUCUGAGGCCAGUGCCAACACCAACGGGUCCUACAGUCCAGCACCACUUCCCCUUGGCACCGCCAUCACCCCCAGCUCCAGCAGUGCCAACGCGACCGUGUCCAUUUGGAGCCCUGCCUCCAUCUCCCCGCUGCCAGAUCCACUGUCAGUCUCCACCACGCCCUGCAUGCAGCGCUCCUCUGCCUACCCCAUGACCUACACCCAGGCCCCGGCCUACACCCAGAGCUACGCAGGCUCAUCCUCUUACUUCACUGGCCUGGACUGCAGCUCCUACCUGUCCCCCAUGCACUCACAGCUCUCCGCCACAGGGGGUGCCCUCAGCCCCAUCACCUCUAUGGGCGGGCACCUAAGCCAGUCCCCCUCUCUGUCCUCACAGGGCUACACAGCCGCCUCGCUGGGCUUCGGGGCCGUCGACUGCCUGGACUACAAGGACCAAGCUGCCUCCUGGAAGCUCAACUUCAACGCAGCUGACUGCCUGGACUACAAAGACCAGAACUCCUGGAAGUUCCAGGUCUUGUAGGGGGGAGGAGGUAAGGAAGGGACCAGCCAGGAGAAGCUCCCAUUCCAUUCAGUGUUAAAGACUUGGACACAUAGAUGGUCAACUAAUCAUUUCAGUCCAUGAACUCAUUGACUGAGUAAUAUGUCAUUCUUUUUUGUGUUAUGGAAAGCAAUGUGGAAGCAGAUCCAAUGAUGUUGGACUUUGUGAUUGUUGGGAAGGUGACAAGAAAUCACUGAUCACAUCAAUAUUGUCAAAUCGAUUAUAUCCAAUCAGUACAGCAUUAUCAAUGUGAGGAUGCACAAUCAAUGGGACAUUGAAGUAAUAACGUUUGUCGUAUAGAAGUAAUGACAAACAAAUCAACAUGUAAAAAGAUAAUUGGGAUACUAAAAUUGAAAACCGAUUUUAUUAAAAAGGAAUACAUACCACACUAUUGAAAGCAAUACCUGUAGAAUGAAAUUGAAUACAUUUAUAAUUUGAUGAUUACAUUUAGAAAAAAACUUCAUCACUGACAAAGGUCCAUUCUUGUCUUCCAUAAUCAGGGUUUUGUGGACCAAAUGAACAGAGAUUGCAAUUUGAAGGAUGAAUGGAGUAUCAAUUUGAUGGAGAGAAUGAACAAUUGAUUUAAAAAGAGAAGAAAAGAGAAGAAAAGGAGAUUCAAAUAUUGGUUGCAAUGGAUCCCAUCGUUCAGGUAGCUGAUAGUCAACCCCAAGUUGAUUUCUGAACAAGAUCUGUCACUCCUUUAGUGGUCUUGUUGUGCUUAAUGGUAACUGAAAACUAGAAAGGAAAAGUGGAAUUCCAUCCCCAAGAUGGCUGGUGGGCUGGCCUUGACUUUUGACCAAAUUUGAUCCAGUGGUUAUUUUUGUCAUUACUUCAGAACAAUUGAAAGUUGUGUACAUUGUAAUGAAGAAAAUGACUCUGCCUUGAAUUUGAUUUUGAACAAACAUAGGGAGUUCCAGCCAUAGGUGAAGACUGACUCCAAACGGGACAAUGUUGUUUUCUUUUUCCCUCAGUCAUUUGUUUUAUGGUUUAUUUUUGUUAUGAAGCUGCUUUUCGUAUUUGGUGAACUGAGAGAUCCUGGAGCCAAACAGACACACAGACAGACACACAGACAGACACACAGACAGACACACAGACAGACACACAGACACACAGACAGACACACAGACACACAGACAGACACACAGGCAGACACACA